Messenger RNA from Propithecus coquereli (Coquerel's sifaka), 3042 nucleotides. It is a transcript of the gene APBB2, whose product is annotated as amyloid beta (A4) precursor protein-binding, family B, member 2. Gene Ontology annotation, molecular function: transcription factor binding; amyloid-beta binding. The record is from RefSeq and is a predicted model, not a curated record. Gene Ontology annotation, biological process: regulation of DNA-templated transcription. The coding region runs from base 39 to 2267 and encodes 742 amino acids. Gene Ontology annotation, cellular component: nucleus; cytoplasm. NCBI's taxonomy places the organism in Eukaryota, Metazoa, Chordata, Mammalia, Primates, Indriidae. The transcript has 13 exons.
UUCCAGCUGACUCAGGUGUGGACACGUCGGCAGAGUUUAUGGCCAGCAGCGGAACCACAGACGUUACGAAUCGGAACAGCCCGGCCACACCACCAAACACCCUUAAUCUCCGUUCCUCCCACAAUGAACUGUUGAAUGCCGAAAUAAAGCACACCGAGACCAAGAACAGCACACCUCCCAAAUGCAGGAAAAAAUAUGCACUGACUAACAUCCAGGCGGCUAUGGGCCUCUCGGAUCCCGCUGCCCAACCCCUGCUGGGAAAUGGUUCUGCCAACAUCAAGCUGGUGAAAAAUGGGGAGAACCAGCUCCGGAAGGCUGCGGAACAAGGGCAGCAGGACCCUAACAAAAACGUGAGCCCCACCGCGGUCAUCAACAUAACUUCUGAGAAGUUAGAGGGCAAAGAGCCCUACCCACAGGAUUCCUCAGACUGUGAGAUUUUGCCCUCCCAGCCCAGGAGAACUAAGAGCUUCCUAAAUUACUAUGCAGACCUGGAGACCUCAGCCAGGGACCUGGAGCAGAACCUGGGCAACUGCUGCGGGGCUGGAGGAGAGAAAUCCCAGCCAGGCCAGAGCCAGGCCUCCACCGUCAUCGGGAAUGGCGAUUUGCUGCUGCAGAAACCAAACAAGCCCCAGUCCAGCCCCGAGGACGGCCAGGUAGCCACCGUGUCAUCCAGCCCAGAGACCAAGAAGGAUCAUCCCAAAACAGGGGCCAAAACGGAUUGUGCCCUGCACCGGAUCCAGAACUUGGCCCCCAGCGACGAGGAGUCGAGCUGGACGACAUUGUCCCAAGACAGUGCCUCCCCCAGCUCCCCGGAUGAAACAGCAGAUCUAUGGAGUGAUCACUCGUUUCAGACCGAUCCGGACCUGCCACCGGGCUGGAAAAGGAUCAACGACAUCGCUGGGACCUAUUACUGGCACAUCCCAACCGGGACGACCCAGUGGGAGCAGCCUGUCUCCAUCCCAGCGGAUCCCCAGGGUUCCAGGAAAGGCUCCCUCAGUUCCGUGACGCCGUCUCCCACCCCGGAGAACGAGAAACAGCCAUGGAGUGAUUUUGCUGUUCUGAAUGGGGGAAAGAUUAAUAGUGACAUUUGGAAGGAUUUGCACGCGGCCACAGUGAACCCGGAUCCCAGUUUAAAAGAGUUCGAAGGAGCUACACUCCGCUACGCAUCUCUGAAACUCAGAAACGCCCCACAUGCUGACGAUGAUGAUUCUUGUAGUAUCAACAGUGAUCCAGAAGCCAAGUGCUUCGCUGUGCGCUCGCUGGGGUGGGUGGAGAUGGCGGAGCAGGACCUCGCGCCUGGCAAAAGCAGCGUCGCCGUCAACAACUGCAUCCGGCAGCUUUCCUACUGCAAAAACGACAUCCGGGACACCGUUGGCAUCUGGGGAGAGGGGAAGGACAUGUACCUGAUCCUGGAGAACGACCUGCUGAGCCUGGUGGACCCCAUGGACCGCACCGUGCUGCACGCCCAGCCCAUCGUGAGCAUCCGCGUGUGGGGCGUGGGCCGCGACAACGGCCGGGAUUUUGCUUAUGUAGCAAGAGACAAAGACACAAGAAUUUUGAAAUGUCAUGUGUUUCGAUGUGACACUCCAGCUAAAGCCAUCGCCACGAGUCUCCACGAAAUCUGCUCCAAGAUCAUGGCGGAACGGAAGAAUGCCAAAGCCCUGGCCUGCAGCUCCCUACAGGAGAGGACAAACGUCACCCUCGACGUUCCUUUGCAAGUAGAUUUUCCAACACCAAAGACUGAGCUGGUCCAGAAGUUCCACGUGCAGUACCUGGGCAUGUUGCCUGUAGACAAACCAGUCGGCAUGGACACCCUGAACAGUGCCAUAGAAAGUCUCAUGACGUCAUCCGACAGGGAGGAUUGGCCGUCAGUGGACAUGAGCGUGGCCGACGCUACCGUGACCGUCAUCAGCGAAAAGAGUGAAGAGGACGUCCUGGUGGAGUGCCGGGUGCGGUUCCUGUCCUUCAUGGGCGUCGGGAAGGACGUCCACACGUUCGCCUUCAUCAUGGACACCGGAAACCAGCGCUUCGAGUGCCACGUCUUCUGGUGCGAGCCCAACGCCGGGAGCGUGUCGGAGGCGGUGCAGGCCGCCUGCAUGUUGCGAUAUCAGAAGUGCUUGGUGGCCAGGCCUCCCUCACAGAAAGUCCGACCACCUCCACCGCCAGCAGACUCGGUGACCAGGAGAGUCACAACCAACGUAAAGCGAGGGGUCUUAUCCCUCAUUGACACUUUGAAACAGAAACGCCCUGUCACGGAAACGCCGUAGCUGCGUGUGGUAAAGGGCUCUGUGAUACUUACCUGACGAUUGAAUGGCUACACUAAAGAAAAUGAGCUGGUAUCUGACCUUCCAUUCCGUUGCUGAUGCUUUGUCUUCAGAGAAAUUUAUCCUUAACCAAACAGUGUUAGACAAGCAUGUUCUCGCCUUGCCACCGUCAUGUGACAUGAAAAGAAGCAUGAGUAAUUUUUUUGCUGUCAGUAAGUGACAUGAGCAGUGGAAGGUCUUUUUCUUACUGUAAAUAUUGUGAACAUCACUCAACUUCACACACACAGGGGCGAAUGUGGCCGCAUCCCUCCUAGUGAACUGACGUUGCGUCCUGGGAGUGGACGAUGCCCGAGUCAGCGUCACUGUGGUCUUUGCGGGAUCUGUCACAGGCAGCCGUUGGGUUCUACAGCACUUUGCCCUGCUUCAGCAUUGGAACAGACACUGCGCAGCAGAUACCGCUGAACUGCUGUACAAAUAGGGUGGCGAGUUUUUGUUUUAGUUUUCCAUAAAAUUGAACAUGUUGUUUGACAGAACUGGUUGUUGGCAUCAGUAUAGCAAGCAACUGGCAGCUUUCCUUGACGAGCUCUGGGACACAUGGACACCAUUUCAUGUCUACAGCUGUUUGUGGGAUAUUGGAAAAAAAAUGAAACUUUAAAAUUGAUGAAAAACUAAAUUUCAGGAAUUAAAAUUGAACAAAAACUAGCCUUUCUUUUUAGAUGGUUUUCAAACUGAUUAUUUAAAAAGAGAUUAACAAAAUCAUAAUGCAUUUUGGGUAGGA